CUUGUCAGUUGAGAGACUUUGCAGAACGCGCGUAAUAAGCUAAUUCAAGUUACGCGUUAAAGACCUUGAGCAUUCAUUCACAUAUAUCUUGCAUUUCUUGUAUCUCGAUUAAGAUCGCCAAUAAUUUGUUCCGUGUUAAAAAUAUUCGAAGUGGUAGCGGAAAUUUAUCAUUUAUCAAAUUUAAAUCAUAGCCAAAUAAGUAUUGCUCUCGACGGUGGUCGUCGAAUACACUUUCCUUUUUCUGUGGAAAUUAAUACGAGGAUUAACAUCGAAAAGAACGCUCCACCACAAUAAACGACCACGUGGCGGAAGUAGAAAAAUGGCACCAAAAGGAAAGGAAGUUGGGUUCGUAUCGCGUCCUCUGCCGGCCUGGCUACGCUUCUACCUGUAUGGAAUGCACGGGCUUCUCGAUGAAAUCGUGUUCACUGCUCUUUUCGACUUUAUAUUCACGCCAGAGGGAAAUUCGUCUUUGAAAGGUUAUUCGACGAUCUUCUCGUUCUUUAUCUACGGAAGCUGCAGCUUCUUCGUGGAGCGCGUCUACGUGUUCUUACACCUCCGACACGGCAUCCGCUGGUAUUUCCGGUUACCGCUCUAUCUACUCAUCCUCUACACGUGGGAGUUCAUUUUCGGUCUCGUUCUCCGUCAGUUCGACGCGUGCUCUUGGGACUACAGCCACUACCCGCUCAACGUCAUGGGUCUCGUGACGCUGGUUUACGCGCCCGCAUGGACUCUGCUUUGCGUCUACCAGGACAUCCUGUCGCACUUCCUGCUCUCACUGCGCGUCACCACGGAGGUGCAUAAGGAAGACUUGCUGCAUAAGCUAGACUGAGUGACCUCACAUGAGUGUUGAUAACAGCGAUGACGUCAUCAAACGUAACGGUGAUAAUAACAGAACAAAUGUAAACGUUAUAUUUUUUUCCAUAUGUCGGUGACCUCACACUCGCCUAAAAAUCAAAGAUAACGCCGUAAGAAGGCGAACACAUACACUCCGCUUGUUUUUUUUUUACUAAGUGAUGCCACACGAUUUUAAAUUACAGUUAGUACAUCACUGUGUCAUUGCCAAACAAAAGGUAAACGCUAUUUUAUCCAUUUUCUAUUUGACGUCACACCAUUGCCUACCUGAAAAAAACAUUGUCUCCAGCGUGAUCGAUUUAGUAUGAGGGUAGCUUUUUGUUCCAUUUUCGAAUUCGAUCACACCAAGAUACUUAAUGGAAGUGAUAUAUAAAGUGAAAUUGAUCAACGACCGAUAUAGAGUAGCAUUAUUCUUGCAUAAUAUGCAACAGUAAUCAGCAAUGCAAAUCACGAAAUGAGUGACCUAACGUUUUUCACGCUAGUUCUUUUGAGUGACGUAAUAAUUGUCUAAAUAAAAUAAAAACCGAACGGUUGAAAUAUUUAAUGUUCAGUUUUCUCAAUAAAUAUAUCAGUGAUAACGCGCCGUUGUUUGAUUGUUAUGUCCACCCGAAACUACAACGAAAAAGUAAAAAAUAUCUUCGAGUUUUCGAGUUUUUAAGCGUGUGCGCCAGUAAUUGCUUGAAAGUGAAUCUUACCUACUCGGCCUACUGGUACAUCGGAAAGUUAAAUUCCUGUUAUCAGAACAGGAGUAUUGUUUUUAAGACACACAUUUUAAAUGACACAAUUUUUUAUCCAGCCUUCGACAUCAUUUAGAUUAUCAACUAAGCAUUGUCUCAUCCGAAUAAGUUGCCUUAUUGUUUCAUAACGGUACAGAAAAGUAACUUGUUAAUACAAAUUUCCGCGAAAUAAAACACGAAUGUAUUACUUCGAACUGUUUGUUUUAGAAUUUCUUUUGCAUUUGGUCUCAUUUUUGUCUUAAUUUGGAAUUUAUUGACCCAACACAAAAUAUGUAGCACUGUGUGGUUCGGACGUUCCUCGCUUUCCACGUGAGCUUAACCACGUGACCAAACCGGAAGUCACUGUCAUCUGGUUUACUGCGUUGAUGUGCUGGGCGUCUGAUCCUAGAGCAGUACUCGGGAGCUUACUUCUGUGUAUUUGGAAUCAGAUAUUAUGUGAAACUGCAUGUUAAAGGGCUACAACUCAUUGUUUAUAAAGUAGACUUGGUAUUUACAUACCGAUGUUAAACAGCACUAUGUUUUAUGGUAUUAAUUAUGUAAACAAAACUUGUGUUCACUAUUUGCAACAUGCAAAUUAAAUUAAAUGAGUCUGCUUUCAUUCAUACCAUUCUCGCUGAAAUCCAUUAUUUUAAAGGGCAUUAACUCCAUAAGUGAUAAUGAAUUUCCACAUAUUUCAACGCUCUUUUUCUUCUUUGAUUGGACCUGAGCUAUAAAAAUGUUGAUUCUGUAUAGAGGAACUAAGACAUCACAGAAAAAUUCAUAAAGUACAUCUCUCUCUUUCUCUGUAAAUUUAGAGUGUAUCGAAGAACAUUAACUCUGCAGUAGUUUUGUUCCUCUCAAGAACUCGAGCAGAUCGAAUAGUAAUAACUGUGCAUUGUGUUGUAUGAUUAGUGAGGUACGGCUGCAUUUUACUGCAAACGAGUAAUUUACGGUACUCGGUUAUAAUUUGUUAGUGUCAGUAAGACUUGUUAUUCUAAGCUGUCUGGAUAACUUUGGUUGAAUAAAGUAUUGCAUGGAAGACAUAUCAAAUGAUGCAUGUAUAUUGAAUUUGUGUAAAUUCUGUUCAGGUUUUAUGCUGUUUGCUGCUCAUCAGUAUCCAAGGGUGCGAAAUGGAGCCUUUAAAACUUGAAUUUAACUUUCUAAUGGACGACAAAUGUGUUAAAAUACGUAUCUUAGUGGUAAAGGGUUAAGUUGCGUCAAUAAAACAUAUAGAGAACAUGUCCCUACUACAUCAAUAUUUACCGGUACCCGCUAGUGAGCUACUAUUUAGUCUGUCAUAAAGCUUUUGCUGAUUUAUAUAUAUUUAAGUACCAGUAUAUCACAUGUUAAUUAUUUAUUUUCUUAAAUAAAUGUAUGAAAAAUACAGAUUGAAAUCAAGAGAUGGCAUUCGUAGUCUGUCUCUAGAUUGUUGGCAUAAUUAACUCAUUCUUCAGCAAAAAUUGAACUUGAAAUUCUGUAUUUGGUUAUGUUUGACUGCAGCAUGUGCCAAUAUCAAUUGAUAUGAGUUCAUUGGUCUCAUAAUAUUUCGUUUGUCUUUCAUACCUUAUUACAAUGUAGAUUAUGCACAAUAAACAUAUGGUAACAAUUUAGAAUUACUUAGGAUAUACCUUUUGAUUUGUUUUUGUUUAUUUGCUAUAUGAGUGCACAUAACCGAUUUUACAUUUAUGUAAUAUUUUCACCAGUUCAUCAUUAUUUAUGUUAUACAUCGUAAUUAUGCAUUAUUUGAUUUCACUUUAUUAAAGAGAUGGUACAUUACUGUAAGAAUUAAUUAUUUAGUGGUAGUAUGAGCAUGAUGAUUUAGGUAAUGUUGAGUAAGCUGACAAAAUUUUCCCUAUUCGUAAUUCAAUUAUGAGUUUAUGAUCGAAUCCACCUAUUAACAUGGUUAUUGGUAUUUGUACAUUUUUCAUGUUCAAUAGAUAUAUAUUGUGAUGAGUAAAUAUGUGAAUGUAAAAUCAUAUACUUUUAUAAGGAAAAUAUAUAAAACAAAAUUGCAGAGUGCUGUACAUUGCUCCUUCUUGCCCCUCUAAGUUGGUAAAAAUCAAGUUGGUAAAAAGCAAAAAUCCGUGAAAAUCUCCUUGAAUUAUAUUUAAAAAAAUCAUUUUCGAUAAAAAAUGAAUAUUUUUUAUGCUUAAAAACCUUAAUUACAAGUUGGACAUUAAAAUGCAUAGAUUUAUAGAAUUAUUAAAAAAUGUCACCUGCUGACUGGUCUGGCUUUCAACUCUCUCUCUCUCUGUCUCUCUCUCUCUCUGUCUCUCUCUCUCUGUCUCUCUCUCUGUCUCUCUGUCUCUCUCUCUGUCUCUCUCUCUGUCUCUCUAUCUCUGUCUCUCUCUCUCUCUCUCUCUCUCUCUCUCUCUCUCUCUCUCUCUCUCUCUCUCUCUCUCUCUCUCUUCUCUCUCUCUCUCUCUCUCUCUCUCUCUCUUCUCUCUCUCUCUCUCUCUCUCUCUCUCUCUCUCUCUCUCUCUCUCUCUCUCUCUCUCUCUCUCGCCUUUUCUCUCUCUAAUUUGUAAGAAAAUUAUAUGGAAAGCUCAAAUUUAAUUAAUAAGAUGUAAACUUUCAUUGAUAGAAACGUAUCGCCAGCAACGAAACAAGUUUCAAAUUAUUAACUUUCAAAAUAAAUAUGAGCAUUCAA
Messenger RNA from Dreissena polymorpha, 4218 nucleotides. RefSeq names its product transmembrane protein 229A-like. Bases 320 to 829 code for a protein of 169 amino acids. The record is from RefSeq and is a predicted model, not a curated record. NCBI's taxonomy places the organism in Eukaryota, Metazoa, Mollusca, Bivalvia, Myida, Dreissenidae. The transcript is spliced from 3 exons.